AUUUUUUUUUGUUUCCAACAUUUCGGCGAUGUUGAUCUGAGGGCCAUCCCGUCUCACGGUUAAUGAACGAGAGGAAAGAAGUCCCAUUUCGAAUUUUCCCCUUUGAAAUUGAUUGAUAGAUUAUCCGGUUCCUCCUCAGACCAUCAUCGUAUCGUAUCUUCUGUUUCAAUGACGUUCUCUCAGAAAUCAUCGCCACAGCUUUAAAACAUGUCACAACCCGUUCAGCCAAAACACGGCUACGGCUCUGCGGAACCAGAAAUAUCCCACCAGUACUGGGACCGGGAUGCGGGCCCGGAUGACGGCGACGGCGAUGCCUUGUCCCACACGUCGCUCGAUUCCGACGAGCUGCACGAGACCCGCCCGAACCGCUGGCGGGGGCACCCGUCGACCUGGAAGACCUGGACGGAAAGUGACCGGCGCACGUGGGCCGCGCUGGAGAAUGCGCGGCGGGGGGACUUGAGUGCGCACCUCUUCAACGCGUUUGCGUUGCGGAGGGGGUUCAGAGUCGGGCCGGAGUUCGAGGUGCCAGAGGACGGAGAUGCGGCUGGUGACCGGGGCGCCGGGUGGGACAUUGGAAAAUACUGGACGGCAUGGCCGAUGAAGGCGAACGAGGUGCCUGACGGCGGGCUGCUGCCGAGGACGGCGGACUUGAACGAGCCAUUCACGUACAGGCGGGAACAGAGACGGCCGUUUGCGGGGUGCAACCUGGAAGACGAGAUCUCGGCGACGAUUCUGCGCCAUGCCAAGGAGAGGUUCCGAGCGAGGGGGUUGCAGGCCCAACCAGCCAGCGCCGAGCAUGUGGUGCAGUCCAUCGAGAAGACCGAUACUACCGCUACAGAGGGAGAGACGGACGCAUCCGGGGUGGGGGAUACGACAGGAAACGACGAGCGGACGGACAAGGCGGCGCGUAGGACGGCCCGGCGAGCACGGAGGGCAGCGUCACCUACCUUUACCCCCGUCAUCUCGGCCGACGACGAGCGGUCCUACAGGCUGCUUCGCCCAGUGACGAGGCAGAUCAUGUCGAAGCUCGAUGAUACCCUGAUGAUCCUACAUAACCAGCGCAUGGCGGGCCUCGGCAACACAUCCGACUCCUCCGUCUGCGGCGGGGACGUGGACAAUGAUAAGGACGAGACGGACGCCGAGGCCGUGCCGGAGAGGCGGCCGCGGGCGCGCUCAAAGUCGCCCUCAGCGCCCGCGCCCAGGUCCCGCGGAGGGCGGCCUAGGAAAGUGCACGUCCCGCUGGAAGGGGAGACGGAGCAGGAGAUGUUGAUCAGGGUGGCAAGGCAAAGCAAGAGGAAGCUCCCCACCUUCUCUUCGGGGCCGGAGUCGGAAGGAGAAGGGAUUCGCAGACGGAGCCGCAGCAGGAGCCUCGGCAGCGCCCGGCGCUCCACAUCGGCGAGCUCAAGGGCCAGCUCUCGCCGCUCCAGCGUCUCGUCGGAGGCAAACCGGGAGAAACUGCUCUCCAGAUGGGGCCUGCGCGACUGGCGAGACGUGCUGGGCGCUGCCGCCCUUGCCGGUUUCUCGCCGACCGUCAUCGCCCGCGCCGCCCAGCGGUGCUCGACGCUGUUCAGGGAGGAAAUGGCGAUGCACACGCUGCAUGAACGGUCUGCUGCAUCGGAAAAUGCCGGGAUGGAGACGGCGGUAUACGUGCCCGGGCUUGCCCUCGUCUCUUCUGGGGACGAGGACGAGUCCGAGGAAGAGCUGGCCCAGCUUCGGACGGUCAGCCGCCAGUCGAGCGUCAGGGGCCCGUCGUCGUCGCCCGAGCCAGCCCAGCCCCGCAGCAGGUCGGGCACGCCGGCGUCCUUGGUGUGUCCGCACCCGCAGUGCCCCAGAGCCGUGGAGCCGUUUCCCAAGAAGUCCAACCUGCAACGGCACCUCAAGACGGUACACGGUAAUCGGGAGCCCGACCUCACCACCGAGCCUGAGCAAACCGAGGCAGAGGCGCCGCCGCCGCCGCCGAGACAUUGCCGCAGACGGUCGGGCACGCCCGGGGCCUCCCACCUCUGCCCUUACCCCCACUGCCCCCGAGCGGUCGAAGGGUUCACCAAGCGGAAGAAUCUCACGCGGCACCUGCAGGCGGUGCACGGAAAGCGGGGGGUCCCGCUCACGGAGGACGAGGAGGACAGCGCGGACGAGAUGGACGGCGGCGUCCACGUGGACAGGUUCCUCCGGCCGAUCAAGAUAAGGAAGGGGUGGCGGGGAGACGACAUACAGCAGCGGUCAUCCAGGGUAGGGAAGAAGGCUAGGGCAGGGUCAGAGGAGCUGGACUCGUUUCUGUAAAGGUAACUAGCCAAGGUAGCCAGCUUAGGUGCCGUGUGCUACGCGUCAGGAGCUGCAAUCAUUUUCCUUAUCUUCG
This is a messenger RNA of Thermothelomyces thermophilus ATCC 42464, 2356 nucleotides long. RefSeq lists its product as uncharacterized. NCBI's taxonomy places the organism in Eukaryota, Fungi, Ascomycota, Sordariomycetes, Sordariales, Chaetomiaceae. The coding region runs from base 208 to 2280 and encodes 690 amino acids. The record is from RefSeq and is a predicted model, not a curated record. The transcript is spliced from 2 exons.